Hydractinia symbiolongicarpus is the source of this 1759-nucleotide messenger RNA. Its product is annotated as transcription factor Sp5-like. The record is from RefSeq and is a predicted model, not a curated record. Gene Ontology annotation, molecular function: RNA polymerase II cis-regulatory region sequence-specific DNA binding; DNA-binding transcription factor activity, RNA polymerase II-specific. Gene Ontology annotation, biological process: regulation of transcription by RNA polymerase II. Bases 318 to 1439 code for a protein of 373 amino acids. NCBI's taxonomy places the organism in Eukaryota, Metazoa, Cnidaria, Hydrozoa, Anthoathecata, Hydractiniidae. The transcript is spliced from 2 exons.
ACAAUAACAAACUGAUUAUAAUGCGCCAUUUCGCAGUCAGAGGCGGGCCAACUUCUACUCUUCAAAGGAACCGACGCUAUUUACGAUCAGUUGUCGGUUUCUUCUGAUGUCUGAAGUGAUUGUAGCGGCUUCUUUUGAUGUGGAUAUAACGUUUGAAAAUUAUUACUACAACCAGCUGACAUAAAGGGUUUCGUAGGUGGAGUUGGUUUAGUAAGAAGUAUUCUGCCAUACUGAACACAUCUCAGAGUGAUCAGUGUACCGCGAACCGAGAGCAGUUAUAUUUAUAGAUACGUUAUUAUACAAACUUUAAAAUAAAGAUGUCACCGCCAAGUCGUGCCUCAUCAAUAUGUUCAAGUUUUAUGAUGAAUGGUCAAUGUGAUCAUUCAAAACAUUCACCACUUGCUAUGCUUGCAGCUACAUGUAAAAAAAUUGGACGCCCAACAAGCCCAAUUCUUGAUGGUCAACCACCUAAAAAAAUAUUUCAACCUUGGAAUCAUGAAGCUCCCUUAUCACCAACAUCAAAAGUACGCAAUUUUCUCGAAACGAGUGCAUAUUCUUUGCCUCCAAGUCCUCCUUUAAAACCAGAUUACAGAACAUCACCUGUCGACAUUCGCUUUAUGCCAACAACAACAGCAGCUCCUGUUUCUAAAAUAACUAGAGAACCUUAUAUUUCUGCAACAACAUUUCAACGGAUUUCACCAAAACAGUCCUGUUCUAAAUGUGCUGCUGGACAAUUAUGUAAACCUAUUCCAAAGAUUCCUUCUCCAACACUAUCACCUCCUAUCUCGCCGAACUCUUUACAUUCGUUCUGGACUUUACCCUCACAUCAUCAAAUCAGAACGCCUAUUUCCACUUCAGUGAUGUCUCCAACGCAAAUGUAUCACUCAAGUCUAUCACCUAAAACACCUGUUACUUCAAAUGUUCCAGGUACACAACUCUUUACUUUGGGAACAACGAGUCCAGCUAUUAAUGCUCAACAAGUGAACGCCGGAGUUACCCGAAGAUGUCGUCGUUGUAAAUGCCCAAACUGUAUAUCCGGCCAACAGUCUGAACCGAAUAAACCAAAACAACAUGUGUGUCAUAUUCCUGGUUGUGGAAAAGUUUAUGGUAAAACGAGUCACCUGAAAGCACACCUUAGAUGGCAUGCUGGUUUGCGUCCGUUCGUGUGUAAUUGGUUGUUUUGUAAUAAAUCAUUUACACGCUCGGAUGAACUUCAACGUCACUUACGCACGCAUACUGGCGAAAAAAGAUUCGCAUGUCAGGAAUGUGGAAAACGUUUCACGAGGUCGGAUCAUUUAUCGAAGCAUAUGAAAACACACCAAAACAAAGUAGCUAAAGAAGUUGAGAAAGCUCCUGAGAAAAUUUCUGAACGCGAAACAAACCAAUCUACUGAUAUUAAUAUGGAUGAAACAAAUGUCGAAGUGAACGUUGAAAACUAAAUUGACAUUUUAGAGAUAUAUUAUUUAUUUUACAAAAAGUGUUUUUUUUUUCUUUUUCUAAAAACUACAUUCGUGUUAUGAAAAUGAGUCAAUUUCGUUCUUAGUUUGUUUUUAAGUAGUUUUCAAUUGUUACCUAAUAGCUCUUUAACACAAACCCCUACAACAUAUAAUAUAUGUAGAUCGUAUUAUGUAUAUAUAUUGAGUCUUCCUGUAUUUAUGUAAAUAUUGUGCAUAUUUGAAUGAAUUUAUAAUGUGACAUAUUUUGUUAGCUAACAACUAAACUUAUAAAUACUUAAUAAAAAGAUACAACAAGCAAAUUA